Rangifer tarandus platyrhynchus (Svalbard reindeer) is the source of this 594-nucleotide messenger RNA. The record is from the annotation of a GenBank genome assembly. Lineage: Eukaryota; Metazoa; Chordata; Mammalia; Artiodactyla; Cervidae.
AUGCCUGCGCCAGAAAGAUUGCGCCGGGUGAGAGCGCGGACCAGCGGUGAGGCCAACGUCACGGAUAUCAAGAUCCGUGCCUGCUGGGGAUUUGUAGCAGGGAAGCGCAUCUUCUGGGGAGAGAAGGAGGGGGUGGGAGAACGGGGAAGCAGGCUUUACUGGGAAGCUGCGGAGCAGAGCUCACCCCGUGACCCGGGGCUGCGUGACACCAGGAAGACGGAGGAGCCGCGGCCACCCCAGAUCUCACCAUCAGAUCCCCCGGCCCUGCUCAGACCCCCUGAAGGGGAUGAUGAGGAAACCCCAACAAGCCGCAUCGCUGAAGGAGCCCAAGCCACAGCCAAAGUGGAGGCGAGGCUUAGAGGUGAGAAAAGCCGGACCACUUCCGAGAAGAAGCUGUUCCCUCACCUGUCUGGCGUCUACAGGGACUUUCUGCCAGUAAAUGGGACGAGAGAGGGCUGUGAGGAGACCAAAACAGCCACUGAAUAUACAGCUGCACAUGGAUUGCUCCUGCUGGAAGAGAUCCAGAAGUUGAGUGACGCCUACACCCUGGAUGAUACAGAAACCAUCCGCAUCAAAACGAGGAGGAGAGGCUGA